CACAGGAUAUGACAUAUCCAUGGGGAAAAGAGGCUUACAUUGUGCUCCUGAAGUCAAUUCAAAACGCUGUCGCGAAUCAUUUGGAGAAUAAAUCCAAAUUUGAGUUGCAAGGUUAUCCUCUAGUAUUCCUUACAGCCGAUGACUGGGAAAAUAGGUGUGUAGACACAUUUGACACAUUGGAUGCUCUUAUUCAAAUGAUGGCAAAUAAGGAGACUGGCCAAGCUUCUACUCCGAUUGAUGAGGAUUCAGUAAAUGAAAAAGUGAACAGGAUCAUCACGGUAAUGGAGGAGAAUCUGAAGAGCAUGAAGGAUCGAAUGUCAUUACUGGAAGAAGAAAACAUACAUCUUAGAGCUCGUGUGUCAGAGUUGGAAGGAAACAGCAAUGUUUUUCCCACUAACGUGACACAAAAGCGAUCCAGUGGGACACCUUUAUCUCCAAUGUCUCACACGCAACCAUCGAGUGAGACACCUUUAUCUCCAAUGUUUCAACAGCCUAAUUUGACACAUGAGGAGACAAUGAUUGAAUCAGCUGCAUCUCCAAAGUCUCAACAAAAUGAGGAUUACACGCAAUCAUCGAGUGAGACGCCUUUAUCUCCAAUGUCUCAACAGCCUAAUUUGACAAAUGAGGACACAAUGAAUGAAUCAGAUGAUGAAACUCCUGCCCUUGAUACUCAAGUAUUCUCUCCUAAUCUGACAAAAGAGAAAGAAACAGAAACGUCUACCGGUGAGAGGCCAUCCAAUCCUAAUCAAGAUGGAAAACCAGAUGAUGAGAUUGUGAUUGAGUCACCUGCUGCUCAGACUCAAGUUUUGCAAAAAGAAACACUGGAAAUGAAUGAGACACCUUCUUCUCCAAUAUCUCCAAAGAGUAUUGAGGCUCAAGUUUUUACUCCAAUUCAGAAACAGCAGACGGUAACAGAGGAAACGUAUGAGGCUACACAGCCAUUGACUGAGAUCAUUUCAGCAAACAAUAAAAAGGAGGAUACACAUGCUGUGCAUUACAGACCUUCCUCUCCAUUGUCUUCACUAAUUGCACUAGUUAUUGAAGAAAAUAAGAAUGCUUUGAGUGAGACAGAAACUGCGACCCAAUAUUUUUCUACAAGUGAAGGAGAGCAUUCACAAUCAAGCAGAAAGAAUCAAGCGGAAGAAUAUCUCAAGGAUACUACAGACCUACUACUGAGCUAG
Messenger RNA from Brassica rapa (field mustard), 1181 nucleotides. RefSeq lists its product as uncharacterized. The record is from RefSeq and is a predicted model, not a curated record. Lineage: Eukaryota; Viridiplantae; Streptophyta; Magnoliopsida; Brassicales; Brassicaceae.